AUUUUUAUUUGAAAAAAAAAAAUGGAUUUAGAAAGAGCAACAAAGAUGAUAAAGGCAUUGCCUUAUAUGUCCAAAACUAUAGUCGAUAAUACACUCUAUGAGAAAGUGUUAUCGUAUUUAACUUUAGUCCUUUCUACUCAUACCUCCCAUAUCAAUAAAUUAAAUAAUCAGUGUCAAAUUUUUCAUCAAAUUCGAAAGGCAUGCAUUGAGAGUGAUGAUCAAGACUAUCGAGUUACUACAUUAUGUAUACGAUUUAUGGGUCAAUUAAUAUAUUAUGGAAAAGAUGAUUUGUUUAAAGAGCUUGAGUGUGAUCAUUCAGAAUUGUUAACUAUGAUUACAAAAGGGAUUACAUCGUCCGAAGCGGCAUUAAGAUGUGCAUGUAUUGAGGCAUGUCGCUUGUUUUUAGCUUGUGAUCAUGGUCAAACAUGGUUAUUAAAAAAUGAAGAAACCGCAUAUUUUAUCAUGUUGGCUCUAUUAGAUCAAAGUAGUUAUGUUGUAGCGGAGGCUUGCCGCUUAUUUUCAACACUUGUUGAAUUCAAUUUAACACAAUUGAUGCAAGUAAUGAAUCCGUCUAAUUUGAUUCAAAAUCUUCUUCAACCUAAUGGAGAUCCAAAGCAAACACUGUCUGCGUUAGAUUUUUGUUGGGCUAUUGUGAAUAUGAAAAACGAUAAUGCAAUUGAAUAUAUUCGAUCUAAACAAUUGUUACAUCCAUUUAUACCUCUUUUAUGUUUAUCUGAUAGAAUUAUUCGAUCAAGAGUAUUAGAGAUAUUAUCUAUAUUAUUCAGUUACGAUAAAGAUCCUUUACAGACAUUAAAUUUAGAUACUUGCAAUUCAAAUAUAAAUAAGGCAUAUAGGGUGAUAUUUAAUAUGGCGAAAGAAAUGAUAAAAGAGUCCAAGAAAUUAGAUGAUUUAAUGACAGCAGUAACAUUUUUGGAUACUUCAUUUACAUUAUUAACACAAAACACAAAUACAGAUAUUCACACUACUAUAGAUGAAGCUUAUUCUAUCUUAUAUUCCCUAAUCGAUCUUUGCAUGUAUAAACAAAAGAAUGAAUUGAAACAUGUAAACGAAUUUAUCAAAACAACGCGUACAAGGAAUCAAUUAACUCAACUUGUAUUACGCACUAUGAAUACGCUUGUACAAUUAUACCCUUCCAUAAUGACUCAAAAGUCCAAUUAUACUGAUAUUUUCAAUGUGUUGGAAGAUGAACAACUUUAUUCAGAUCCACGUGUUUUGAAAUCUAUUCUUGCUUUACUAACAAAUACACUUUGGUAUAUCAAGCAAGCAGAACAAUAUCAACCUAUCUUGAAAAGGGCGAUACAAUCCUUAGUCAAGAUGAGUGAUGAAACUAGUUUAGAUUGUAAAAGUUUAUCCUUAGUUUUAGAUACAUUAAAUGUAUUACUAGGUCAUGAUCAAAUUGGCGUACUUGUAACUGAAUUUGGUCAUAGGUUUGCAGAAGCUUUAAGUUUAAAGUUUUUGGAUGCAGAAUGGGAUAUCCGUGAUGCAUCUAUUCAUUUUGUAGGUCAAUUAUUUGAGAUGCCCUUUGUAAAGAACAAGAUUCAAUUUGCAUUGACAUAUAAUUUACCGCUCAAUGUAUUUCAGCGUAUCCAUGACUCAGAAGUAUAUGUACGAGCAUCUGCCAUUGAAGUCUUGCAGAUGAUGAUGAUGUGUGAAGAAGGAUGGGGUUACAUUCAACAACAUCAAAUAUCUAGAAAUUUAGCAGCUAAAUUACCAAGUUUAUUAUAUGAUACAGAAGCUAUCGUACGACGAGCUGCACUUGAUGCUAUUAUUUGUUUAGUUAAAAAUAGAUCUUGUCAAGGAAUGAAGAUGGAAAUAAAAGAUUCUAACCAACAAAACUCAUUAAAUCCUGUUAUUAUAAAGAAAUUAGUAUAUGACGAUGAUAUCGAUGUACGUUCAAGAGCAUGCAAACUCAUUGAAUGUUUAUGGCUAUUAUAUCAGCAUGAAAAACAAGAACAUGAUUUCUUUCAACAUCUUCAAGCAGGAGAAUUAUUAGUUGAAGCUGCUAUGGAUACGAAUCGAAUUGUUCGUAUUGAAGCUGUUCGUAUUAUAGAAUCCAUAUUAGCGACUGAUGAUAAACCAUCUAAUCAUUCAACUAAAAGAAAAUUCGAUCAAGUAGAACAUGAUGACUUUGACACUUCUUUUUUAAAUGUAUUGCGUCAUCUUAACUUGACUCAACAAAAACAAACUUUAGAUCCAGAACAUCUUUAUCAAGAAGCAUUUGAUAUCAAUGCAGAUAUGAUGAUUCAAUCUAUAAUACCAGUUAAUCCAGAUGACGAUGUUAAUAUGCUCGAUUGUUACUAGAAAGAGAAAUAUAUAAAGUUUUUAUGCAUUAUUUAUGAUUGGAUGGAACACGUGCGUCGUAUUCUAUAUUACUAAACAAACUUAUGUAGUAC
Messenger RNA from Cokeromyces recurvatus, 2414 nucleotides. RefSeq names its product armadillo-type protein. The transcript is spliced from 8 exons. The coding region runs from base 22 to 2322 and encodes 766 amino acids. NCBI's taxonomy places the organism in Eukaryota, Fungi, Mucoromycota, Mucoromycetes, Mucorales, Mucoraceae. The record is from RefSeq and is a predicted model, not a curated record. Gene Ontology annotation, biological process: DNA damage response; positive regulation of protein phosphorylation; cell population proliferation. Gene Ontology annotation, cellular component: nucleus.